AGGUAUACGGGCUGAUGUUCGCCCCUCACUGGGAUCGACUGACUUGCCACGCGCGGCCACUAACAGCUACGCCAACGAAAAGCUAUCUAUUCGUUGGCGCGGCUGGCCUGUUUACAUACUUGAGGAGACCGCUAGCAUUCUCAGCAAGGACCAUCCCCCCGACAAGAAACCCAAGAGUGACAAGGCCGCUGUCCAGUCUGCACAUGAGUUUGACCCCACAGAACUGCCUGUGCAGAAGACUGUGGUAGCAGAGGGAAGCCCAGAGCCCUGUGGGCUUGUCCAGCGUUGUGUGAUCAUCCAGAAAGACGAGAAUGGCUUUGGGCUGACGGUGAGCGGAGACAACCCUGUGUUUGUGCAACUGGUCAAGGAGGAUGGCGCUGCCAUGCGAGCUGGUGUCCAGACUGGUGAUAGGAUCAUCAAGGUUAACGGCACCUUAGUAACACAUUCAAACCAUGUAGAAGUUGUCAAGCUUAUCAAAUCGGGCUCCUAUGUUGCCUUGACGGUGCUGGGGCGACCCCCAGGCCUUGUCCAAAUCCCCCUGGGGGAAGGGGAGGGAGACCCAGGCUUGUCCCCCUCCCUUUCUUCCCCCCACUCCCCAGGACCCACGUCGGGGGAGUCGCGUGGUCUCUCCCCCUCCUCCACCACCAGCACCCAGGACCAUAUCACACCCCCGCUGCCUCUUUGGGCAAUGCAGGAGGAGUAUAGCAAGAACCCCACACCCAAACUACUGAAGGAGAUCCAGGAGGCCAAGCAGCACAUUCCACUGCUACAGGGCCAGCUCAGUAAGGCCACAGGGACACCUCAGGACGGCCCCCUGUCGCCUAGGGAUGGUGAGGUAGAGGAGGAGUGGACUGAUGGUGACCAGACCCCCUCCUCGCGGAGAGAGGGCAGCAGUGACUGGCCCUGGACUAACAACAACAACACUGUGACUCCAAGUCCUUUCCCCGAGAGUUUGUGCCAAAGAGAGACCCCCUGCCACAGCCCAAAGACCCCCAGAGACAGCAUCAACUGCCACUCGCCCGACACCGAGGACACACCCGAUCUGUCCGUUGUGGGCAGCCCCUCCUCCCGACUAAACCCUCAGAUCAUCGGAGCAGAGGAUGACUACUUUGAUACUGAACAGGAACAGAUUAAUGGUCAGUGUAGCUGUUUCCAGAGCAUGGAGCUGCUAAAGUCUAGACCUGCUCACCUGGCUGCCUUCCUACAUCACGUGGUCUCACAGUUUGAUCCGGCACCUCUGCUGUGCUACCUCUAUGCCGACCUAUAUAAGCAGACCAAUUCCAAAGAGACCAGACGGAUCUUUAUGGACUUUCACACCUUCUUUAUGGACCGAGCAGCGAACCUUAAAGUCGCAGUGCCUGACUCUAUCGCUUCUGAACUUGAACGCCGGAGACCAGAGCUCAUUCCUGAGGAGUUACACAGACAGUACACACAGGUCCUCCAGGACACACUCCUAGCUGACAUCCAGAAAAACUUGGAGGACUUCCGGCAGAAGCGCAGCAUGGGUCUGACGCUGGCAGAGACUGAGCUUGCCAAGCUGGACACGGAGAGAGUGCGGGACCGUGUGGCACUGGAAAGAGAGCGUUCCUGCGCUGAACACAUAAUGUCCAAGAUUGAGGAUGUGCUCCUGACAUCACCCUCUACUGAAGAGGAGAAGUGCACAACAAUGCAGUAUGUCAUCCUCACCUACAUGAAGCACCUGGGGGUGAAGGUCAAGGAACCUCGCAGUCUGGAACCCAAACGAGUCCGCAUCAACUUCCUGCCUAAGAUAAAGAAGAGCAUUAAGCCUGAGAAAGAGGGAGAAGAAAAGGUGAGGAAACCUCGCUUUCCCAGCAUCCUCGUCCCCCCUCGUCGGCCCAGCAGAGUGGACUCCACAUCAAUUGGCAAGGCCAUGGAGCUGACCAAGCAGCGACCCCAGAAGCAGCUGUCCCAGCCAGCCAUGGGGGUCUCCGAGCAUUCAGAAUCUUCCUCUGCUGGGAGCCGGGCCCGCGGGAACCAAUCCAGCGAGGGCUCUGAUGCCAGCGCCCAGCCCUUGACCUAUAUCACCUCACCCCCCCACAGCGUGCCAGCGAGCCAGGGCUCUGACUUGACGGGACGGGACUCGGACUCAGGCCUCCCUCCCUCCUCUGCUCUACCCAGACUUAGUGAGGGGGUCCAUUUGGGCGAUACCCUUGAUGGCAUGUCCCACCCAACCAGCACCCACUUUGACUUCAGCUCCUGCACCCUAGACCAAUUACAAGAGGAGGAGCGAGAAAGUGACAGAGCUCCAGAGGGAGGGACACCCAAGCCUGCUCGGAGAAUGGACGGGUUAAGUGGUUUGACCUCUUCAGACGUGCAAAGCGAAGAUGACCAAGGGAAUGAGAUUGAGUGCGAACAGGACCCUCCCAACUGGCAGCAGCUGGUCAGUCGAGACAUCCUGGCUGGCCUUACACCACAGGAAAUCAAGAGACAGGAAGUUAUCAAUGAACUUUUCUACACCGAGCGAGCACACCUGAGAAUGCUGAAGGUUCUAGACUACGUCUUCUACCAAAAGCUAACCAGAGACGGCAUCCUCCCUCCAGUCGACAUCAAACACAUCUUCACUAACCUGGAGGAGAUCGUUCAGCUACAUGUGUCUAUAACAGAUCAGAUGACGGCUAUACGCAAAAAGAAUGAGUCAUCAGUCAUCGGGCAGAUAGGAGAUGAUCUGCUAACAUGGUUCAGUGGUGGAGAGGAGGAGAAGAUCAAGCGGGCAGUGGGCACCUUCUGCAGUAAUCAGCCAUUUGCUUUAGAACUUAUCAAGACCAGACAGAAGAAAGACCAGCGCUUCACCUCUUUUAUGCAGGAAGCAGAGAGUAACCGCCUCUGUCGCAGACUGCAGCUAAAGGAUAUCAUUCCAGUGGAGAUGCAGAGACUCACCAAGUAUCCGCUUUUGCUAGAGAGCAUAGCAAAGUACACAGAUGACACAGAGGAAAGAGACAAGGUGAAGAGAGCUGGGGAGUGCUGUAGGAAGAUACUCAAUUAUGUCAACCAGGCUGUCAAAGAGGCAGAGAACAAACAGAGGCUAGAAGAUUACCAGCGACGAUUAGACCUGUCAUCUCUGAAGCAGAGUGAGAACCCUAUGAUAUCUGAGUUUAAGAAUCUGGACCUCACCAAGAAGAAGAUGGUACAUGAAGGACCUCUUUCCUGGAAAGUCAACAAAGACAAGAUCAUCGAACUGUACACCCUGCUUCUUGAGGACAUCCUGGUCCUUCUGCAGAAGCAGGAUGAACGCAUGGUUCUCAAGUGCCACAGCAAGAACUUGGCAGGGACAGCAGACACCAAGCACAUCUUCAGCCCCAUCAUCAAGCUCAGCACUGUGCUGGUGCGCUCUGUAGCAACUGAUAACAAGUCCUUCUUCGUGUUGUCCAUGUCAGACAACGGUGCCCAAAUCUAUGAGCUAAUGGCACAGACGGUGUCAGAGCAGAGAACGUGGCAGUGUCUAAUCACACAGAGGGCGGACAACAUGAAGACGAAACUGCACAUCAUACCUUUACCACAAACAGAUGUGGAGCAAGAAGCUGUUGAGAUUAUCAGUACGGCAGUGCCCAAACUGAGCAAAGACCCUGACCCUGACAGGACUUCAACUGGAAGUAUCCAGUCCCCAGGUUAUUUAGAAAAAGACGUCACUUCCUCUUUGGUUCUGCAAGCCCCACAGAUAGGGACCAAUCCCUUUGAUGGUGUCAAAUCAGAGGAUGAGGAGGAAGAAGAGGCUGUACCCGACAGGGGAGGGGAGGAGGAGGAAGUGAGCACAUUCCUGGAAGGCGAUCUGGCCGACAGACUGCCCUUCCUUCAGCAGAGGUCACGGCAGGGCAUCGCCAUGGAUGACCAGGAACCAGAUGCUUUUGGCAUAGCUCCUACCAGGGCAGAGGAGGCAUUAAGGACCUUGGCAGCCCUAAAGCAGGUGCUUCUGAACCACAUGAUGACCCGUGAGGAGGGAGGAAGAGAGAAAGAGAAAGACAAAGAGCAGAGGAAGGGCCGAGCCGUCGGAGGCCGACUACUCAGGACCACCUCCCUUAGGGGCCCGGAGGACAGCAGCAGCAGCAACAACCCUGACUGCAGGACAACACCGCCGUCUGUUGUCUCCGCUGAAAACGGCAGUGGUUUGUACCAGGCGGAGACUGGGAAGGAAGACAGGGCUCCAGAACUCCCUUCUGGUGACACAGACAUUUUUGAGACAUCGGAGGAAUAUGGUAGUUACAUGGUCCUGGAGGGUUAUGGGGGUUCAGGGGAAAGCAGUACAGAUGACGACGGCGUGCUUGGUGGAGAGGGAGGAAUCCAGUGGGGCUCCGCAGGCGACUUCAGCAUCGACCUGAAGAAGCUGCUCUCCUCGUCCUCACAGACAGGGGGCGCCGGCCCCAACCUCAGCCGACAGGUUAUGACUCACCUACGCCUCCUACAGGCCAACUUGCAACAUCUGAAGGACGUGGAGACCAAGUAUAACCAACUGCGCCAAAGUCUGAGUGAAACGGCUACUGACACAGAGGAGAAUAAAGGGAUGGGAAGAUUCACCGAUUCGCAUCGGUGCAUCGGCAUAAAAGCUCACGAUGCGAUGGCCCGGAUCAAAAAAGUGUGCACCGGAUACAAUGUGGGAUGAAAUCGCGAUGCAUCGUUUCAAACAUCUUUGCAUCGAUCAGAGUUAGUGAUUAUGGCAGUCCUCUUCCCUUCCACUUCUCAAGGACAGAGGAGUGUCAGAGGGAGGGGGAGACGGUGUCUGAUUUCCUCUGGAUGCCCCCCACCCACCUCCUUUCUUCUCCUCAUCCCCUCAUGCUGCAGUGGCCGACCGCAGAGCCUGGAAAUUUCAGCAAAGUUAGCAAGUAGACAGGCCGGCAUACAUGGCAAUCAGGGAAGACCUCAACCUCCACAGCUUCAUCCCAGGACCAUAGUACUUCCAAACACUCCACUGUAAUGGUCAACUUGAAUAACCAGAAAACCAAAUGGAAAUGAAGAAAAGUGCCAUUCAGAUUGCAUGGCCCACCAUACAACUUUUCCAGCGAGCAUGGAUAUCACUGGACAGGGAAAUCCUCACCACAGAUUUUUUUUUUGUCCACUGCGUCUGAUCUAAGUAGUAUGUUCCUGUUGCUUGUGAGAAUUUGGUUCUGGUUAAAAGUGAGAAUUGUGUCCCUCUAUAUGGGGGAUGUUCAGUGAUCCAGAAUCUCCAUCACCCCCUCCAUCUGUUUGAGAGUGGUUUUCCAUUGAUACACCUCCAUAGAGUACAAUACACAACAUAAGUAGUUGUGACUCAAUAUGAGAAGUGUGCUGAUUAUUCCGAGGACAGUUGCAUACACUUAAGGAAUCAGCCAUUUAGGUCUGUACAAAUUGAAAUCUGUUGUUGUUCCCAUUUUUGCCAGAUAGAAAGUAAACUUUUGGACCUAAAACUUAGUCUACAACACUAACAACUAAACCUGAUCCUGGUAAUUGAUUGACUUAUCAACAGUGGAUAUUUAUAGAAAAUCCUUUUGAGGUUAAACAUCAAGGUCUGAAUUACCAGCCCGUAAACUUUGUUAGAUAGACUUCAAGUAGAUAAGCACAAGGCCUUGAUCAGCCCUCAGAAAAUAGUCAAAAUGUAGUCAAACAGUUCCUUAUCAUAAAUUGUAGCUAUUGAUUUAAAACAGUUUGAUGCAAAUGUAUAUGCCUUCCUCCUUUGUGCAGUCAUAUUGCAGUCAUAGAGGUCAUUUAAAAAGGCUAGACUUCGAAUUUUUCACCACUGUUCACAUUUCUGUUUUGAUGGAAAUAUGGACAAGACUUCUGCAGGAAUGAAAAGUGCUGUAAAAAUAUUUCAGUGAUAUGCCGUCAGUGUUGAGAUGAUGGAGAAAAUAAACGUACCCACUUUAUGGGUGCAGGGCUGUAUAUCCUCAGAUUUACUUAAGAGCAGACCUGCUAUCUCACAAGCUUGUGACAAAGCAGAAAUACAUGAGGACAUUAUUGUCAUUCCUGUGAUUAACUUUGUUGUCAUGUAAUAUUCAUUUAUUUCUAAUAGCCCCAUCACUUCCCCAUGCACCCCCUCCAACCCCAUACCCCCCCUCCGAAAGCAGUUACUGUAACAUUCUGGUUUACCAUUUUUGAAACUCAAAACAGUUACUGUACACAAUCUAUUGGAUACAAGCUACUGGGGAACUCUUCACUCACCAUUAAGCUUUUGGGGUAUGAGCACAGGACUUCUGCAAUUUCAUGGUUGGAUUGAGAAAUGACUGCAAGGCACAAAACAUAUAUUACUUUUACUCCAACGUACACCGUAGCCAAAAGACUGUGUGCGCUUAUGAAGUUGUCAUGGAUUCUGGAUGAAAAAGAAGUAAAUUACAAAAAAAGCUGAAAAGACCACAUAAAACUUUUAAAAAGAACUUGUAUGGACUAUUUUAAAUGUAAAAAUUGUAUAAUUAUGACCAACACUGCAUCUCUUAAAGAAAGAGCAAUCUACACAUUUCCAUGUUUUUUCUUUUGCUUUCUACAUCAUACAAUCAUGUAUCAUUUUAACAGAAACUACUAAAAAAUGAAAAUGUUGAGACUGCAAGGUAUCUCUAAAAUAUUAAUGUAAUCUAUAUUUUUAUUAUUUUUGUCUAGACGUUAUAAUAUUUUAUAUUAUUAUGAGUACUAUUAUUAAAAUGGUCUCUGGCUAUGUUGAAAACAUCAAUAGUUAUUUUAGUUGAGAGAUUUACAUUUGACUGAUCCGUUGUUAAAAUGAAGGGGAUUGUUCGACACCACACAACUGAAAAUGUAAAAUAUAUUAUUAAAGAAGCUUGCUGGAAACACUGAAA
This is a messenger RNA of Hypomesus transpacificus, 6773 nucleotides long. It is a transcript of the gene arhgef12b, whose product is annotated as Rho guanine nucleotide exchange factor (GEF) 12b. The record is from RefSeq and is a predicted model, not a curated record. The coding region runs from base 383 to 4615 and encodes 1410 amino acids. Gene Ontology annotation, biological process: G protein-coupled receptor signaling pathway. NCBI's taxonomy places the organism in Eukaryota, Metazoa, Chordata, Actinopteri, Osmeriformes, Osmeridae. The transcript has 40 exons. Gene Ontology annotation, molecular function: guanyl-nucleotide exchange factor activity; G protein-coupled receptor binding. Gene Ontology annotation, cellular component: cytoplasm.